Molecule: messenger RNA, 9230 nt
Organism: Cyprinodon tularosa
Lineage: Eukaryota; Metazoa; Chordata; Actinopteri; Cyprinodontiformes; Cyprinodontidae
Gene: kcnma1a
Product: potassium large conductance calcium-activated channel, subfamily M, alpha member 1a
Exons: 35
Coding region: 870-4886 (1338 amino acids)
Biological process (GO): potassium ion transport; transmembrane transport
Cellular component (GO): postsynaptic membrane
Molecular function (GO): large conductance calcium-activated potassium channel activity
Source: RefSeq, a predicted model, not a curated record
CGCAGAGGCGCAGUUUCGCAGUCAGAGCGGCAGGGUUCCAGAUCUGCCUCUGGAAUUUAAAAACGCCUCUCUGUCCAUCUUUAUUAUUAGCGCUCGGCUCCUCCCUCCUACCUGUAAAUCCCCCCCCCCACCACCUCCAGCUCCAGCUCUCCUCUCUCCUGGAGCAGAUCUGACAGGCGCUUCCAGCUGGCCGCUCCGUGCCAAGGCUGCAGGAGGACCGAAUGGACGCAGCGACAUCCACCCAAGCUGCGCGCAAAUCCUCUCCUUAACGCGACGACCAGAAGCGCCUGUUUGGAUAUGUAGCCUUCUGACGCGCGUUUCUUCUCAUUAGGAGCGCAUUUGGCACGAUUGAGGAAGAGAGAGAGAAAAAAAACGAUUCUUCAUCCAUUGAUGGAAAGGAUCCCUGAAUGGAAGACGGCUAAAAGCAGGAACACGAAGGGGAACGAUUUUAUUGUUUUUUCCAAUUUCUAUUUUAAUUUUUGAAAGUCUGCAACAGGAAGAAAAAACAAACAAAACGGCAGCAGCCUCGGCGGCUGCAGACGACGCCGUCCCUGUCAGGGCUUAUGGCGUGAAAGAGGCAGAAAAGCCCCUCAGAAUGAGAAGCGCCUCAGAUUCGUCGUUAUUAUUGCGGAUUUAAAUGCCUCUCUCCAAGGGGCCACCGACGCGCUAUUUUGGUCUGCUCUGCGUGCACGGCGGCUCAACCCGUCAUUAAAAAAUAAACAUUUCAUACCCUUAAAAAAAUCUGAACUCAAUCAGGGGGACUAAUCAGAAUCUAACACAAAUAAAAAAAAAAUUCCUUUAUUUUUUUUAAGCAAUAUGGCUGGUGAGUGGGGCUGGGGACGCUGGCACAGGCUCUCCAAGGCUCCUCAAUGCUAGCCGAGGCACAUGGCACGGAUCCCCAUGGAAGCGACAGCUCUAUGAGGACAAGCAGCAUCGAUAACAACAACAAACCGGACUCUUCGAUCUUAAUAUCCAAGAUGGAAGGCCUUGUCAUCCCUUACACCUCUGAGGUGCCAUGCGACGAUUAUGGACAGCGCAUGUGGUGGGCUUUCCUCGCUUCCUCCAUGGUGACGUUUUUCGGGGGUCUCUUCAUCAUCCUGCUAUGGAGAACCCUCAAGUAUCUUUGGACUGUCUGCUGCCACUGCAACAUUAAAAAUAAGGAGGCUCAGAAGGUGAAUAAUCCUGCCAAUAAUCCGACAGCAGAUAAGACGACUAAAGGUCCUGAUGAGAAGGAGGAAGCACCAGCCAGCGAGGUGGGAUGGAUGACUUCGGUCAAAGACUGGGCCGGCGUCAUGAUCUCCGCUCAGACGCUCACUGGGAGGGUUCUGGUGGUGUUAGUCUUUGCACUCAGCAUUGGAGCCCUCGGAAUAUACUUCAUAGACUCCUCAGAUCCUAUAGAAUCCUGCCAGUACUUCUACCAAGAUUUUACAUUACAAAUUGAUAUGGCCUUCAACGUAUUCUUCCUUCUCUACUUUGGCUUGCGGUUUAUAGCAGCCAACGACAAGCUGUGGUUCUGGCUGGAGGUGAACUCUGUGGUGGACUUCUUCACUGUUCCUCCAGUGUUUGUCUCUGUCUACUUAAAUAGAAGCUGGCUUGGUUUAAGAUUUCUGAGAGCGCUAAGACUGAUUCAGUUUUCAGAAAUAUUACAGUUCCUAAAUAUUUUGAAAACAAGCAAUUCCAUCAAGCUGGUGAACUUGUGUUCCAUCUUUAUAAGCACAUGGCUCACGGCGGCUGGAUUCAUACAUUUGGUGGAAAACUCAGGGGAUCCUUGGGAAAACUUUGAAAAUUCCCAGUCGUUAUCUUAUUGGGAAUGUGUCUACUUGCUGAUGGUGACUAUGUCUACAGUGGGCUAUGGGGAUGUCUAUGCAAAAACCACCUUGGGGCGCCUGUUCAUGGUCUUCUUCAUCCUCGGUGGUUUGGCCAUGUUUGCUCGCUACGUGCCAGAAAUUGCUGCUCUCAUCCUUAAUCGGAAGAAAUACGGAGGGAGUUAUAACUCGACACGAGGCAGAAAGCACAUUGUGGUCUGUGGUCACAUUACCCUCGAAAGUGUCUCCAACUUCCUCAAAGACUUCCUACACAAGGACAGGGAUGAUGUCAAUGUAGAAAUUAUUUUUCUCCAUAAUAUUUCCCCUAAUCUUGAGCUGGAAGCCUUGUUCAAACGCCAUUUUACUCAAGUAGAGUUCUACCAGGGAUCUGUUCUCAACCCUCAUGAUUUGGCCCGAGUGAAGAUUGAGUCAGCAGAUGCUUGCCUAAUUCUGGCCAACAAAUAUUGUGCAGAUCCUGAUGCUGAAGACGCUUCUAACAUCAUGAGGGUCAUAUCUAUCAAGAACUACCAUCCCAAGAUCAGAAUAAUAACCCAGAUGCUACAGUAUCACAAUAAGGCCCAUCUGCUGAACAUUCCCAGCUGGAACUGGAAGGAAGGUGAUGAUGCUAUAUGUCUGGCCGAGUUGAAGGCCGGCUUCAUUGCCCAGAGCUGUCUGGCCCAGGGCCUGUCGACAAUGCUGGCCAAUCUCUUCUCCAUGAGAUCCUUCAUUGAGAUUGAGGAGGACACAUGGCAAAAGUAUUACCUUGAAGGAGUAGCUAAUGAGAUGUACACUGAGUAUUUGUCCAGUGCCUUUGUAGGCCUCUCCUUUCCAGCUGUGUGUGAGCUGUGCUAUGUGAAGUUAAAGCUGUUGCUUAUUGCCAUUGAAUUCAAGUCUGAGCAGAGAGAGAGCAGAAGCCGAAAGCGCAUCCUCAUCAACCCAGGCAAUCACGUCAAGCUGCAGGAGGGAACCCUGGGAUUCUUUAUUGCUAGUGAUGCCAAAGAAGUAAAGCGAGCAUUUUUCUACUGCAAAGCUUGUCAUGAUGACAUCACAGACCCCAAAAGGAUCAAAAAGUGUGGCUGCAAACGACUGAUUUAUUCCAAGAUGUCCGUCUACAAACGAAUGAAACUGGCAUGUUGUUUUGAUUGCGGCCGUUCAGAGCGAGACUGCUCUUGCAUGUCAGGCAGUGUACAUAGUAACAUGGACACCCUUCAGAGGGCCUACCCACUUUCCUCUGUCUCUGUUCAUGAUUGCGCAACCACUUUACGUGCCUUCUCCUCAGCUAAAUAUAAGUAUAAUGGAUUUGUCAGAUCACCAGCAGAUGGCGCUACAACACCACGGAACAGUGGAAGCCAAAAAGAGUCUGGGGUUCGAUUCAAAGCUGAUUGCAAUCUAGUUGAGGACGAGCAUCCUUCGACUCUCUCACCCAAAAAAAAGCAGCGCAAUGGGGGGAUGCGAAACUCACCCAACUGCUCACCCAAAAUGAUGAGUCGACAUGACCCCCUACUAAUCCCUGGAAAUGAACAAAUUGAAAACAUGGACAUGAACGUGAAGAGGUAUGACUCGACAGGGAUGUUUCACUGGUGCCCUUCCAAAGAAAUCGAGAAAGUCAUCCUGACCCGAAGCGAAGCCUCCAUGACUGUGCUGAGCGGCCAUGUAGUGGUCUGUAUAUUUGGGGAUGUCACGUCCGCUUUGGUGGGGCUGCGAAACCUGGUGAUGCCUUUAAGAGCCAGCAACUUUCACUAUCAUGAACUUAAACCUAUAGUGUUUGUGGGCUCGCUGGAUUACCUUCGGAGAGAGUGGGAGACUUUACACAACUUUCCCAAGGUCUCCAUCUUACCUGGUACACCAUUAAGUCGGGCAGAUUUAAGGGCUGUCAACAUCAACCUCUGUGACAUGUGCGUAAUACUGUCAGCCAAUCAGAACAAUAUCGAAGAUGCCUCUCUGCAGGAUAAGGAAUGCAUCUUGGCAUCACUCAACAUCAAGUCUAUGCAGUUUGAUGACAGCAUCGGGGUCUUACAGGCUAAUUCCCAAGGUUUCACGCCUCCUGGAAUGGACAGGUCAUCUCCAGACAGCAGUCCAGUACAUGGCUUUGUGCGUCAGGCUUCGGUAACCACCGGAUCCAACAUCCCCAUCAUCACAGAGCUAGCUAAACCUGGCAAAAUAUUGCCACUGGUUUCUCUCAGUCAGGAAAAAAAAAGUGGAACCAGCAUACAAAUGAUAACAGAGCUGGUGAAUGACUCAAACGUUCAGUUCCUGGACCAGGAUGAUGAUGACGACCCAGACACAGAGCUCUACCUGACUCAGCCCUUUGCCUGCGGAACCGCCUUUGCAAUCAGUGUACUCGACUCCCUAAUGAGUGCGACAUACUUCAACGAUAACAUUCUCACACUAAUCCGGACACUAGUCACUGGAGGAGCCACGCCAGAGCUCGAGGGCCUGCUAGCUGAGGAAAACGCUCUCAGAGGAGGCUACAGCACGCCACAGACGCUUGCCAACAGAGACAGGUGUCGCGUUGCCCAGCUGGCCCUGUAUGAUGGCCCGUUUGCUGACUUAGGGGAUGGUGGCUGCUACGGCGACCUGUUCUGUAAAGCCCUGAAAACCUACAACAUGCUGUGUUUUGGGAUCUACAGACUAAGAGACGCUCACCUCGGUACACCAAGUCAGUGCACAAAACGAUAUGUGAUCACAAACCCCCCAUACGAGUUUGAGCUGGUGCCCUCAGACCUGAUCUUCUGCCUAAUGCAGUUUGACCACAACGCCGGCCAGUCAAGGACAAGCUUAUCCCACUCUUCCCACUCCUCCCAUUCCUCCAGCAAAAAGAGUUCCUCGGUACACUCUGUGCCCCCCUCCAACAGGCAGAACCGCAGCAGUAAGAGCAGAGAGGCACGUGAAAAACAGAAUGCAACAAGGAUGAAUAGAAUGAGCCAAGAAAAGAAAUGGUUUACAGAUGAACCGGAAAAUGCCUAUCCGAGGAACAUUCAGAUCAAGCCCAUGAGCACACACAUGGCCAACCAAGUCAACCAAUACAAAUCCACUAGUAGCCUGAUUCCACCAAUCAGAGAAGUUGAAGAUGAAUGCUGAACAGGGGCAGGGGGUUUCUUUGAUAACUCACCAGACAUCUGUGUGACCUGUCUUGAAGAGUCGGGCGGAAAUCGAUAGACAAGAUGAGACGAUAUUACCGACAGGGGUAUUGAAGACUCUUCUAUUCACUCUUUCUUCCAGUCAAGGGUUGGACGGAAGGCCGGACUAGAAGGGAUCUCCUGUGUGCAUACCCUAAAUGUUACUUCCAUGCUCUGGACUCUAUUUAAUUUAUGUAUCCAUAGAGUUGUACAUAAUGACAAUCAAAUAAGGACUGUACAGCCCCUCUCCCCUAGCACUUUUUAAAAUUAUUUUAAGAAAAGAAAAGUACUUCCUGUUAUUCUUUGCAAUAGUUCACCUCUUCAUGAGACUGUGGAUAAAGCGAUGGUGGGUUAUUGGAGAAUGAGGAUUGAAGCGAUAAACUGAAAUAUCAUCUCCCAAAGAUCAACCCAGGUGUGUCACGCUAAACCAGCUGGGAUUCAUCGUCACUGUAUUUUCUGUUUGCUUCUGUUUUCUAUUUGCACUAAAACAUACAAAAAGCCUCUUUUGACAGAAGAACUGGAGGCAUCACCCCCCCUCUGGUAAAUUGUCUCCAAGGAGAUUUACAUACGGAUGGAGUGAAAAAGGAAGAAAGGGAAGAGAAGGGACGCUGGGCUUUGGAUGCAUUCUAAUCAUGUUCUUCUUUUGUUAUCCAUCAUGUUGUCGCUUAUGGUGUGCAGAUAUACCUUGAAUCAUCACUUUGAGCAAGACCAUUCCAGCCCUGCAGAGCAUAAUCACCUUGUAAAGCAGAAAUCUAUUAACUCAGAAAAUGGUGCAAUGAAGGUUCAUGCUUCUUUGAAAGACAACUCUGUACCCAUAUGCUUUCUGCAGAUAUGUUGAAUUCUUAGCCUGAAAUUCACUUUCAACCUCACAUGUGUGCCUAAUCCUCCUAAAUAACACACUGUGGCGGUUCUUACACAAAUUAUACACUGAGCAAGCCCCCCCUUCUGCACCUUCAGAAUAUUUAAGCAGUAUUUAGGGAGUUUCUGUCCAGAGUAGACUUCUGUUUAGGUUUGAUCUAGAAUUUUUAAUUUCAAACAAAUGCAAUCUAGAUUAAACCAAAAUGAAGAAAUUGCCUUUUAAUUUAAUGGCAACAAAAGUAAUUAAUCAUAAAUGUUUAACUUAGAGCUUUUACACUGUGCAAAAACAGGGCUGCACACAUAAAUAAUUGACCGGACAUGCAAAUCUACAACAGAAAUCCAUACUUCCCAAGCCUGCCACGAAGUGUUUGUGAUGUCCUCUUUUGGCAUGCUGUAUUGGCAGUGGGCCAUUUCACCCACAUCAAAAACGGCCAUUAGCACAAACUUUAUAGUGUGGUUGAUUGGCCUGAAAACAUAGAAAGGUUUUCUAGCCUGUUCACUCUGUCACAUAAUCAGUUCUGUGAGUAAACCUGUGCAGCCACGUGUUUCUCCUGAGUCAUGCUUAUCACUGUAAACAUCCAUUUUAACUGGAUUGUAUGCAUUGAUGCUUUCUGGAGGGAACAGCAUGAACUAUCUUAGUACUAAAAUAAGACUACUAACACUAAUAACAACUAAAGGAUUUGGAUCGGCAAAUAUUCCUCAGCUAUGUUGGAUCUAGCAUGGAUGGCAGCUGGUUGGCCUUCCUAAACAUGCUGCCAUAUAAAGGUGGCACAACAGGGAUCACAAAGUAGAAUGUCAUAUUUUUUUUUUCACCUUAAAGUUUGUCUCUGUGAAAGUGAAUGCCACAUAGUGCAUAAAAGUGGGCAUUAAUGGGCCUCCUUUGAUCAAAGUCACUGCCUGGUACAGGAUUGGCACAGAGGCAGUUAAAGCUUGGAUGUUCUCUGCUGCCAAUCCAGAUAUCACAUACUUCAAAGACCCUGGGAGUUAACCAGCUGUUUCUAUCCUACAAGACAAUCAUAGUUGAGGAAAUUUACCAAGUCCACAAACAGCAUUAAAGAACGCUAAAGAGGUGUUUUUUGUUCUUAAUGCCAGCCUGUGGGCACCUGUAGAUCCAAAUCCAGCACUUAUGGGGUAAAAAAAAAAACCUACAGAAAUGUCUUGGUGGAUUUAUAUAUUUAAACUUUAUUUUAUAUGCAUAAACAUAGCCAAUUUGUAUUUAUUUUUCUAAUACAGAGUCUAGAAUAAAUUGCUUUUUGAGAUAGUCAUAACCUUUAACAUAUCAAAAAAUUUGUGUUUAAAAGAUCACUUUAUUUUCACAAUGUAUUAAAUUCAGUCAACCCCUGCACCCUCUAACGGACUACAUCACUCUGGAGCAGAACGAACUCAGCUCCGCUCCAUGGAGUGCAUGCAGAACUGAACUUGAGUUCACCUUAAUCAUUGUUUAUUUGCAUUGUGUCUACGAAUCAAUGUGUAAGGGUAAGAUGUAGGCGAAUUAUGUUCUUAGGGGGUGGAAUUGAGAAACUGGAUUGAUGAUGAAGAGUCUAAGAAGAAAAGGUUGCUCCCACUGUGCCCAGGCCAGAACUAACUGACCUACAGGAGACGUGUUUGACCUAAAUUAGGUCUCCGGUGUGGGGAAAGAGGAUGCGAAAAAUCACGGCACAGUGUGCUCGUGUUUUCAUGAGACAGAAUAAUUUAAUAAGGUAAAUAAAUAUGGCCUGGAGAUGCUGUCUAUUUACUGCAGUGAUUCUCUUCUCUGAGGAAAGGUUACUCUAAGCAUAGGAUACUGUUUUGGAAUAUAAAAUGAAAAAUAUUGUGCAAAAUAUGUUUGUGUAAACUCAACCCAUGAUAUAGACCACAUGUCUUUCUCAAACGAAAUGAUCCAAGCUUCAGUGUUUGUCUAUUGGAUGUAACUAUACUGGCGCUUCAUACACAUCGUCCUGAAGUGAACUUUUGGAACUGUGAUUACAUCAUUGUCACACAUUGUAGCAAAUAGAUUCCUUUCAUGAAAAAAAAAUAAUAAUAAUGUGAGAAAAAUAUUUGUAUAAUUGGAUUGUUUAUAGCAGAUUUACUCGUCGCCUGAAUGCUAAGAAAUUAAUACUGUGACAAUGACUCAAACAGAAUUGACAACUUACAGUAUAUCUUAAAGAUAAGGAAAAUAAGAUCUUGGGUUAUAUUUAAUAAUGCAGAGAUUAUUUAAAGAAAGUCAGAUCUAGUUAAACACCUAGAAUGGAAGGUAGCACCAAUUCAGCAACUGUCAUCAAAAGGCAGAACAUCUUCAGCUUUCCUGGGUUUUACUUUUUUGUAAUCCAAGGUUUACAUUCCAUUUUGUUAGCUUGUCAUUAUCUGUCACAAACUGUCACAACUGCCUUUUAUUUGUUUACACGUUAAGGGAUUUAAUAAUUCAAACUGACAGCACAUGAAUUAAUGCGUCAUUUAUUUUCCCUAUACUUGUAUGUUUGUUUCUACCUGAGCCCCCAUUGUGCAACCUAUUUAAACCAAGGUUUUAAACAAAAUUGUUGCCCUCAAAUUCAGAAAUGUCUUUGUAUUGUAUACCUCCGAAGGUUGUUUUUUUUUUUUUGUUUAAGUGCCAUGAAGCAGUCAUCCUUCUGUCAUCCAGAAAAACCUCAGAAAACAAUAGUCCUUUUUUUUUUCUCCACUCUAAGAAAUAGUAUCUUGUACUGGCAUGGAGAACAUCCAAGCCACUAAUGCCUCCAUGCCAGUAUAGUGCCAGGCAGUGUAAAGAUCGGGAGGAGGUCCCAAAAUAAAGUCCCACUAAAAGCGAAAAGUGGCAUUCAGGAGUUGGUAUUUGGGCUGGCUAAAGUUCAAUUCACAGAAAUUGUUUCAUACUUAAGUGUCUUUUAUAGCAGUUCAGCUCAGGCUGUGCAGUAGGAUGUGGAUGACUGAAGGAUUCACACUAGCCCAUUAAGAAACAUCACACAUCAAAGAUUGAAUACGAUGCAUGACUAUUUGGACAGUAUGUUGUAUUUUUAUUUUAUUUUCAGUUUUAAUGUUAUUUCCCUAGCUGUAAAAGAGUAUACUUUAUUCAAAGGCGAUUGUACUCGAUACAUCUCAUAAGAGGGAAAUGGAGGUACGUUUCAAGUCUUAACACAUUAAAGUUGCAUUCAGCAAAUUUGUCAAAAAAGGUUGCUUUUUAUCAUUUCAGGAAGAAUUCAGAAUAUUAUUGUUGAUUAUCCUAGAUAGGAAAUGUUGGCAUAUUGUCAUUGCAGAAUACAGGAGUCUGACAUAGCCUUCUAAUUACUUUGGAUGUGUUUGGAUAUGAAGGGGAAAGGAUUAUUUGAUGGUGCUGAGUUGAUCUACCUGACUCUAUCAAAUAUAAUCUGAUGAUAAAUAUUCUGUCUUGUAAAAAAAAAAAUAAAGUUUGUACAUAGGUUGUACAUUAUUUCUUUUUGUAUUUUCUCAAAUUAAAAUGGAUGUAUUUGUGUUCUAA